Rotaria sp. Silwood1 is the source of this 1986-nucleotide messenger RNA. NCBI's taxonomy places the organism in Eukaryota, Metazoa, Rotifera, Eurotatoria, Philodinida, Philodinidae. The record is from the annotation of a GenBank genome assembly.
AUGCAAUCGUCGUUUACUUCUAGCGAUUCAGAAUCUGAAGAACAUAAACAAUUAGAACGACGACGAAAUCGUUUUACAAAUCAAUCAACAUCUAUAAUUCAUAAACCAAUUCAAGUAAUAAAUGAACCUUUAAUAGGCACAUGUGAAAGAUUAGAAAAGAAUUAUCUUCGUUUAACAAGUGCACCUAAUCCAUCAACAAUUCGACCAUUAAUAAUUCUUGAACAAGCAUUUCCUUUUGUUUUAAAUAAAUAUAAAUCAAACAAUGAUUGGUCAUAUAUUAGUAAUCAAUUAAAAAGUAUUCGACAAGAUCUUAUGGUACAAUCAAUACGAAAUGAUUUUACAGUAUUAGUUUAUGAAGAAAAUGCUCGAAUAGCACUUGAAAUGGGUGAUCUAGAUCAGUUUAUUCAAUGUCAAACACAAUUAGAACUUUUAUAUGAUUCUGGUUGUAAUCCUACUCAUUUAAUUGAAUUUCUUAUUUAUCGUUUACUUUAUUCAUUGUUAAUCAAUGAUUAUAAAAAAGCAAAUCGAAUUUUAAGUGAUAUCGAUAAAGUAAAUAUAUCAACACUAGAAUCAAACAAUCUUGACAUUGUUCUUGAAUUUUGUUCAUCAUUUCGUCGAAAAAAUUAUAUUCAAUUAUUUAUACUCUAUAGAUCUUUACCUAAACUUACUUGUUGUUUAGUAAAUUUUUUUAUUGAUAUUUAUCGUAAACAAAUGAUUCAAAUUUUAAUUUGGGGAUUUGCUCCAACACUUCCAAUUGAUGUUGUUACUACUAUGUUGGCUUACGAGUCAAAUGAGAUUUGUUAUGAACGCCUCAGUUCAUUGGGUGUUAUAUUCAUCAAUGAAUCAAUGUCUAUUGAUUAUCAAGUAGAAUUGGUUAUUGAUUCAACAGAUAAAGAACGUACUUUCUAUUGUUCUAGUCGAGUUAACUUAGAUAAGCAAGGUAAUAAAUUAAUGGCUUCAAUUGAUAAGCCAGUUUCAACUUCUCCAGAAUUUAUAUUAAAACAUGAACAAGCUAAUUCUACUGCUAUACGUAUUCGUAUCAUCCCAAAUGGUUAUAUUGGUGUUAAUCGCAUUAUUUGUCAUUGGGAUAAUAAUAUUACCUAUGGUCAAAUAGCUGAUCUUAUAAUUGGAGAACAACCUGGUCGUAUUCAAUUAAAAGAAUCUUGUCAAGCAUAUGAUUAUCGUUAUGUUCAAUGUAUAUUUGAUGCACCAACAAUUGCACGUGCAUUUCGAAAUGGUUUUCCUCGACUUUAUGAAUUUUCAGAAUAUACUUCUGAAACAGAAUAUCAUCAUCCACCAGAACUUGUUAGUAUUACUGAUGAAAAUGAACUUGUCUUCAAUUUUGUACCUCGUGAAAAAAAUCGAAUUCCAAAAAAAAUUUCUAUGAGUGUAAAUAUGACAUUAAGACGUUUUGGAUCAGCUUAUUACAGAUUUAAUAUUGAACCUAUACAUACAACUAAAGUUGAUUUUAGAAUUCAAAAUAUAUCGAGUAAUCAUUUAACUAUAAUGAUUAAUCAUAAUAAGACCGGAGCAAUACGUGAACGUUUUUGUUCCGGACAUGUGAGUCAAGUAGACAAUCAAAAGACAUUAAUAGCAGUUCAGGAUAUCUCAAAAACAUCAGACCAAAAGAUUUCAAUUGAUGGUCUUCGUUCAUCAACACAAUAUAAAAUUUGCCUUUAUUGUUUUUAUGAACAAACUGAUCAAUCAUUUAGAAAAGAAAUAUGUCAUACAAUUAAAACUAAAGGAUCAAGUGAUUCUGUUACAAAACAUUUGACUAAUCCAACAGGGCCACCAGUACGAAUACCUUUAAUAUCAGAUUCUGAUACUUCAUCAAUACAAGUUAGUAAUGGUAUAAAUGAGCCUCCAGAUGAUCCAUCAUUCGACGAAAAAUAUCAACAUAUGGACGGUUUGAUGGAACAAAUGAUAAAAAAUGAUAUAGUAGCACCGGAUACAAUAGAUCUUAGAAACCAAAAAAAUGCGAAAUAG